AUGACUAACGUUAAAACCGCAAAAAGGAACGAAAGUGUUAUGUACUCCCAACUUCAACCAUGGAGUACAGUUGGUGUUUCAUGUUUGGGACAGAUCACUGGUCUUGUAGAUACAACGAGAGUUGGAGAAUUUUACAAAACCGCAAGGGCACCGUAUCCUUGGCGUCCUACUUUAGGAUACGAAUACGUAGAACCAACUCCGUUGCCUGCGCAGCCCAUAACGAAUCUGUUGAUAGAUGCUUGCCGCACGUCGUAUGGACUGGAGAUGGAACCACUAAAGUUUCCGAAUUUGAUAACUGGUUUUGAUCGCAACCCUUCGCAUGCAGCCUCUACCGCGCUUUACACGCGAUACACCCCAUGUGAUUGGAUAAAGAAUCAAGUCAAACUCUACGAUGAGGCAAGCGCGAAUAGGAACUAUUCCGAAAAAGUGCGCAAAAAUGCCGCAUGCUUACUACGAGAGGUCGAUGAGAAGGUACAGAAAGGAGAAAUGGAAAGUAGUCGAAAACUUGGGGAGAGCAUUACAGAUAUCUCUUUUUGGCGGAAUGAGAUGACAUCGGAAUUGGAAAGAUUAGUCAUAGAAAAUGAUAAAAUGCAGGAGUGUCGUCGCGGUCUACAAACUGUGAUUCAAAAUCUUGAGGGACAGUUACAUAUUGCACAAGAAUGUCUUUAUCAUCGGGAGUUGAGAAAAGGCAUUGAUCUGGUUCACGAUGAGGUUGAAAAAUUUCUACUGGAGGAAACUGAGAUAGUGAGAAAUUGUGAGAAAAAAUUGAACCAACUCAUAAAUAAAUGCAACAAUCAGUUAACAGAUAACAGAGCUGCGCAACAUCAAUUGCAAACUGAUAUAGAGAACAAGGAAACGGCGCUAGGAAUUGACACUGUAUGUCACCAGAUGAACAAUUUUAGUCGAGGUUUGCAAUAUUAUGGUGGUAUAGAAAAAUAUGAUUCUAGUCUCAUUAAGCCUGAAUCUUGGACGGAAGCGGCAAAUAAUACAAUAAAGAGAUCGCAAGCAGAACGGACAAAGUCGCAUCAAUUGCGAAACGAAGUUGACAAUGCUAUAAAUAUAGGAAAUUACGAGAUAUGUGAAGUUUGGAAUAAAACUAAUAAGGCAUUAAACAGACGAAUCGACGAAAUGUUAGAAGCAAAAGAAAAAUUACAAACGCAUUUACAUAAGAUUCAAAAAGAACUCUGUAACGUUGAGAAGAACAUAACAUUAAUGCAAAAAACCAUUGCCGAUAAAAGUUUAGCAUUGAAAGUUGCGCACACACGACUGGAAGCCAGGACGCAUCGUCCUGAGACCGAAUUGUGCAAGGAUGAUGCCCAUCUCAGGAUAAUCAAAGAAGUAGAAGAUAUUAAUAAAAUGCUAAACAAUAUGAAUGUGAAGAUACAACACUUGGAGGCACAACAUCAGCAACUCUUGCGCAAUAGAUCUAAUCUGGAAAGCGAUUUGAAAUCUAAAAUUGAUGCAUUAUUUAUUGAUAGAGAAAAGUGCAUGGGACUUAGGAGAAGUUGCCCAAUUUUAUCGAUUAUAAAAUACUGAGACAAUUAGAUUGCAGACGCAUUUUUAUAAAUUUUACUAUGCACAGAUUACAUGUAUAUUAAAAAGUA
Pogonomyrmex barbatus (red harvester ant) is the source of this 1604-nucleotide messenger RNA. Its product is annotated as tektin-3. Gene Ontology annotation, cellular component: nucleus; microtubule cytoskeleton. Gene Ontology annotation, biological process: cilium movement involved in cell motility; cilium assembly. The record is from RefSeq and is a predicted model, not a curated record. NCBI's taxonomy places the organism in Eukaryota, Metazoa, Arthropoda, Insecta, Hymenoptera, Formicidae.